AUGCAUGAGAGUGAGCACGAACCAUCCCACAUGUAUAUCUCUCCCACCGCGCACGAGAGUGAGCACGAACCAUCCCACACGUACAUCUCUCCCACGGUGCACGAGAGUGAGCACGAACCAUCCCACACGUACAUCUCUCCCGCCGUGCACGAAGAGAGCAAGAACCAUCCCAUACAUGUCUCUCCCGCCGCACACGAGAGAGAGCAAGAACCAUCCCACACGUACGUCUCUCCCGCCGUGCACGAGAGUGAGCACGAACCAUCCCACACGUACGUCUCUCCUGCUGCGCACGAGAGUGAGCACGAACCAUCCCACACGUACGUCUCUCCCUCUGCGUACGAGAGAGAGCACGAAUCAUUCCACACGUACGUCUCUCCCUCUGCGUACGAGAGAGAGCACGAAUCAUUCCACACGUACGUCUCUCCCUCUGCGUACGAGAGAGAGCACGAAUCAUUCCACACGUACGUCUCUCCCUCUGCGUACGAGAGAGAGCACGAAUCAUUCCACACGUACGUCUCUCCCUCUGCGUACGAGAGAGAGCACGAAUCAUUCCACACGUACGUCUCUCCCUCUGCGUACGAGAGAGAGCACGAAUCAUUCCACACGUACGUCUCUCCCUCUGCGUACGAGAGAGAGCACGAAUCAUUCCACACGUACGUCUCUCCCUCUGCGUACGAGAGAGAGCACGAAUCAUUCCACACGUACGUCUCUCCCGCCGCGCACGAGAGUGAGUACGAACCAUCCCACACGUACAUCUCUCCCGCCACGCACGAGAGGGAGCAAGAACCAGCCCACACGUACGUCUCUCCCUCUGCGUACGAGAGAGAGCACGAAUCAUUCCACACGUACGUCUCUCCCUCUGCGUACGAGAGUGAGCACGAACCAUCCCAUAAGCUGUUGAUGCCGGUGGAGUGUUACCGAUUGCGUGCCGCACACCAUGAAGAGUUCCGAGUGAAACACUCAGAGGUUAGAAAGCGUCAGAUGGAAGGUGGCUCCGUGCGGUCGCCAUUCUGCAUCUGUCUGUGUGUGCAUCUCAGAUAA
Messenger RNA from Pelodiscus sinensis (Chinese soft-shelled turtle), 1041 nucleotides. The record is from RefSeq and is a predicted model, not a curated record. NCBI's taxonomy places the organism in Eukaryota, Metazoa, Chordata, Testudines, Trionychidae.